Miscanthus lutarioriparius is the source of this 1347-nucleotide messenger RNA. The record is from the annotation of a GenBank genome assembly. NCBI's taxonomy places the organism in Eukaryota, Viridiplantae, Streptophyta, Magnoliopsida, Poales, Poaceae.
AUGGCCGGCUGGACCAAUUCCACCGGCACCGGCAGCGGCGGCGGUCGAGGAUCAGGAGGAAGAGGCUUCACGAACCACCUUUAUGCUAAUAAUUCCAUUGACAUGAUCCAUGGAGGUACCGCCGCCGGCGGCGGCGGCGGCGGCGGAGGUAGCGGCAGGUUCAUAGGAGGUCGGUCAAGGGGGAGGCCGCCCCAGCAGCCUCACUAUCGCUACCGCCGUGUCGAUGCCGUUCAUCGCGACUCCCCGCCCGCCUCCCUGUCUGACCAGCAAGCGGCAUCCUCCACUUCCAGCCGCCACGCGCGGCUAACUCAUCCCAUCUCAACCGCGGACAAGUCUUCCGCCUCUAGAACCGCGGCUCCUCCAAGCACCAGGGAGCCCGACGACAAGACCAUCCGCAAUGCCGCCAACUUCGAGUGCAACGUCUGCUUUGACAUGGCCGCUGACCCUGUGGUCACCAAGUGCGGCCAUCUCUUCUGCUGGGAGUGCCUCUAUCAGUGGCUCCAUGUCCACUCUCACCACCGUGAGUGCCCUGUCUGCAAGGGCCAGGUAGCCGAUGAUGCUAUCAUACCCAUCUAUGGGCGUGGUGGCUCCGCGGCCUCUGUGGACAAUGCGCCACCAAGGCCCACUGGAGCCAGAGUAGAGAGCUCCAGGCAGCAGCAGCAGCAGACUUCCCCCCAUCCCAUGCUGUUUGAUUUCCCAAGCAUUAUGAACUUGAGAAUGAGAACUACCUCAUUCAGAGAGGCUAUCUUGAGCAUCAUGUCUCCCAGCAUUGAAGACACGGAGAUGGACAAUUCUGAUGCCAUGACCUAUUUUGACGACGGUGAAUUCUACCCAGGGGUCAAUGAAUUUGACAUGGAGGUGGAUCGAUAUGGUGACCCGGAUGAUGAGGUUUAUGAAUAUGACUACCAUUUUGGAGGUGCUCCGUUGUUUGGGUCUGCUGGGACUGAGGCCAGCAAUCCCAGCUCUUCACAGGAACAUGCUGAUAUGAUCAGUAUUAGAGACAACACUGUUGGCACUACCACUGGUGGUUAUCAUCAUCAAGAGUUUGGCUACUCUGGCGCGAGACCUAAUAAUAAUAGGGGACGGCGUGGUUGUCGUAACCGCACAAGGCUGUCAGCAGAUCACUUUUUGAGCACUGAUGAAAUGGUGAUGGCGUUGCCGAUGCCGGGUAGCAGUGGUUUUAUCCAUAAUAAUAAUGGCGGCAGUUCUAAUGUUAGUGCAGGCGCUGCCUUUCAGCCUAACCGUGGCUGGACUGAGAGAAGAGGAAGAAGCAACAGGAACUCGAAUUCAGGUGGUGGAAGAGGAGGGAUGCAGGAUCGCAGGAGACAGAGGACACACUACAUCUGA